This is a messenger RNA of Centruroides sculpturatus (bark scorpion), 8791 nucleotides long. RefSeq names its product protein bark beetle-like (gene bark). The coding region runs from base 189 to 8417 and encodes 2742 amino acids. Gene Ontology annotation, cellular component: membrane. Lineage: Eukaryota; Metazoa; Arthropoda; Arachnida; Scorpiones; Buthidae. The record is from RefSeq and is a predicted model, not a curated record. The transcript has 13 exons.
CGGAGUGGUUGUGAAUAUUAGAUUGUAGGGAGUGUACUGCUAAAAGGACUGUUAGCGGAAUGUCGUAGAAAUUUAUUUGAUGUAUUAGUAGCAAUUGUCAUUUAAAACACCGGGAAACUAAAGAAUAAUGUGAUAGAAACAAGAGAUUUUUAUAAAAGUAACAGGUAUAUAUUUCUUUUUGUUUUAAUAUGGCGGCCUUGAUGAUCGUCUGGUUUGUUGUAUUUGUUUUCUGUCGUACGGCUGCUACUUCCAUUAUCGGAGGAACAAUUCGCGAAGAAGUGAUAUUGACAAUAGAAAAUAGCCCUUAUCGAGUCGAUAAAGAUAUUAUUAUUGAAAAAGAAGGCAAUUUGACGAUAGAUGCAGGCGUCCAGCUCCUUUUCUCACCUGGCACAGGUGUGACGGUUCGAGGUACAUUGAUUGCUAAGGGAGGUGUAGAAAAGGAAAAUAGGAUAUUAUUUACCCGUAGAGUGGUAUCAAUUAUCGAAUAUUCGACAGAUUUGCCUAGAUGGUCACAGAUUCGCCUUGUAGAUGGUAAUUCCAUAUUAGAAGGACGAUUACAGAUAUUUUACAAGGAUAAAUGGAGAUCAGUUUGCACAAAUUCCAAGAAUUGGACAGAGGUGGAUUUACACGUAAUUUGUCAACAGUUAGGUUUUUCGGGAGGAUCAAUUUAUCAUUGGUUCCAACGUAAUAAAGCAGAUAGUCAACUUAUGUAUCAAAAUCCUAAUUGCAGUGGACGAGAACUAUCUAUUUCAGAAUGUCCAAAUUGGAAUAAAAGAAAAUUAGGAAAUGGAAUAUGCGACUUCCAUUUCGAUAUUGGGAUUCAAUGCCAACCUCUCUUACAAUCAGAAGUUCAGUCGUAUUGGAGGGGAAUAUCUUUCGAAAAUGCGCUCAACGAACGAAAAAUACAGAAUGAUAAAAUUGUUUAUCGCAAAGAAUCUUCGUCAAUUUUACAAAAUGUUGAUAUAUUAUAUGCUGGCAGAGAUGCAGAUAAUAAAGCUGUUUCUGCUUUGCAAAUAAGAGGAGUGCCACCUGAAAUGAAAGGCCUCAACAUCCGUUGGUCUGCUUUUAACGGAAUUAAUAUUACCCAGCCUCAGGAAGCUUUAAAUAUCGAAAACUCCACGAUUGCUAAUAAUAGAGGUUUUGGCAUAUAUAUUAACACUAGCAAUGGAAUGGUUAAUUUACAUCAAGUGGAAGUCAAAGAUAACGGAGGUGAUGGAAUACGUUACGUUUUUCACGAUCCUUAUAUUGUAGUCAAAGAAACUUUUUGUCAAACUGUAAAUCUAGGAACAAAACAGAAAUAUCCUUUUGUACUUAGUCAAUAUCAGGAACGGUACAGAACAAAUUAUCAACCAUGUAAAAAGUUAUUUCAAGUGAAUGGCAAUAUGGGUCAUACUCUCACGAUUCAUUUCCCAGUCAUAAUAAGCGAUGAAGCUGAUGAACAAUAUGCUGGUAAAAUUGAAGUUUUUGAUGGAUAUACUGAUAGUAACCAACUCCUAGCAGUAUUUAAAAUAAUUAACGGGACAAGACCUCAGAGCGUUACAAGUACUAGGAACAGCAUUUAUAUGCAUUAUCAUCCACCGAUAGAUAGCAUGGUUUUAUUUACUAUCGAAGUUGAAGCAAAUAUAGGUAAGGCAUAUGAUUUAAAUUUAACCGAUUGUAUUAUUGCAAAUAACAAUGGAAGAGGUUUGGCAGUGGAAAAUCAAAGAUCAGGCACAUUUAUUAAUUGGACACACAUCACUGGUAGUAACCAUAUAGGAGGUGUUAAUAUUCUCGAUGGAUGUGGAGAUGUUGUUGUUAACAAUAGUGACAUAAAUGGUAAUAUUGGAGAUGGCAUCAACAUUUCUUAUGCUGGAGGAUUCAGACAUUUUGACAGAUCACGUUUCUCAAAUAACACAGGCAACGGUAUAUCACUUUGGUUUAAUGAAACAUCUCAUAACCGAGUUUUCAAUUUUACUACUCAUUUAUCUUAUUCCACCUUUUCUAAUAAUGAAAUAGGUGUAUUUAUUGGUAAUAUUUGUUUAGAAAAUUCUUUAUGGAAUAUUAGCAUGAAUACUUUCAGUUUUCAAAGGAACCACAGCAUACAUUUUCUUUCCUGUCUUAUGGAAAACACUUCGAAAAAAAGUUCUCUCCAAAUUUUCAAUAAUAAAUUCGAAUAUAAUCAAAGACUGUCCAUUCAUAUUGUACCAGCUCUAAAUAUCCAUGCUGUAAUACAACACAAUAGAUUCACUAAUCACGAAAGAGGAGUUUUAUUGAUUUCCAAUCAAGGUUUAUAUCAGGUUAGUUCAAUAUCGUCAAUAGUAGAAAUUGCUUUCAAUGAAUUUACCGAGAAUAAAGGAACGUUUGUGUGCAGUGUCGGCUUGUCAGAAAAUAGUUUGGAACAACAAUUAAAUUUCACCAAAAACCGACUGUUCAAUAAUAUAAUCAAAGAACCAUUUGCUAGUUUGAAUCCUCGAUCGAGAGCAGCUGCAGUUAUAGCGGUUUCGUCGACUAAUGCUCUAAUUUAUAGGAACUAUUUAAAAAAUCCUUCUUCGUCUUACGAGUUGAGUUCUCAUUUAGAUGUGCCGUCAGCUAUUAUAAACGCAACAUAUAAUUUCUGGGAUGAAGAAAAAGAUUCUCGCGUAGUCUACGAGAAGAUAUUUGACAUUAAAGAUCGAUACAAUCUAGCUCAAGUAGAAUUUUUGCCAUUUAUUACCUUGGGUACAGAUUUAGAUACUACGUAUACAUCUAAGGAAGAUGAACGACAUUUAAUUAUGCCUUUUCGACAAGGCGAUACAGUAGGCGGUAUAGUGAUGGGUGAAGUUACAAUAGAGAAACUUACAGUCACAGUAACUAGAGACAUUUAUGUCACGCCUGGUAGCAAAUUACAUAUUCAUCCAGAAGCGAAACUCCUGUUUAAACCUUUCAUAGGUAUGAUGGUUCAAGGAGAACUGCAUAGCGAAGGAAGAGAAGGUCGGGAAAUUGUCUAUUCUAUUGCACCAUCCACAUAUUCGGGAAUAGUAAGCACAAAUGUUUAUCUUUCUAAUCAAACUGAAGGUAAAUUAGAAGUGCAAAUAGAUGGUAUAACGGGAAGUGUUUGCUCUUAUGGAUGGGAUAUUCAGGAUGCGGCUGUUGUUUGUCAUCAGUUGGGAUUGGUAUUGAAUCCUCACGACUGGUUAUUGGAAAGAUCUCAAUUUCAUUCUGGCAAUAAGCCUAUCGUUUUAAGUAACGUACAAUGUACAGAAUUGGACACCGACUUGACUAAUUGUAAAGCGGAAAGGAUGCAAGAUUUUGAAAAUUCUUGCAUGGAAGAAGUAGGAAUUCGCUGUUAUCCUCAAUCUUGGGCAGGGCUGAGACUUGGAAUGAUUGCUAAAGAAAGUUUACUUAAACAUAUCAUAAUAGAAAAUGCAGGAAUUUUUGAUUAUACAACGCACAAUUUUAAACCAGCCUUGCAAGUGGACUUUAAUCAUCAUAAAUUAGAAAAUAUGAUAAUUCGUAGAAAUUCUGAUUCCGGUUUGGGCAUUAUGUGGAAUGACAUAUUUUAUAAUUCUGACAGACGUAAAGUGAUAGACAGUGAGAUGCUUCAUAAUGUUAGGCAUGGAAUAGUAACACAUUCUCAGGGAUUGCAUAUUACCAGAUGUAAUCUACUUAAGAAUUCCGAGAGUGGAGUUCAUUACGAUCCUAUGUUUACUAGAGACGAUCAGAGAGAUUUGAUUUCCUGGAUUAAUAAAGACGAUAAAAAUUUAUUUAUCACAAUUCCCGAAGAUAUCAGAAACGGUAAAAUUUCAGUAGAAAGGGAGAGGAUGUAUCUGGUUUUCAAGCCAAUUGAAGAAAUGAAACCUGAAUAUAAAUUCCAAAUAUCGGCAAACGUUGGACAAAAAUUAGGAAUUAUGGUAAUUAGCCCAUUUAGUAGUCAUUCCACUGAAGAAAUGAUCAUACUCAGGCCGGAUGUCUAUAAUUUCUAUAAUUCUGAACGCUUCAUUUUGGAUUUGAGAAAAAAUUUAACGUCUUUCCCUUUACGUAAUCCCAGUUAUUCUGUAGAUGUUGAAUAUCGUCCAGGUGAUCGCCCCGAUUAUUCUGCCAUAUUGCAUAUUACUCGAUUAGAAGGGGAACAUCAUGAUGAUGAUGAUAAUAUUUAUUUGAAAGUAACUUCAUCAGAAAUAUCAGAGUGCGGAAAAGGAAUUUCCAGUAAUCAUUACAAUUCAGAUUUUAGCGAUAAUGGUGAUCAUUAUCAUCGCUAUAGUAAUGAGACAAUUAUAGUCGAAGACGUGCGGAUAAAACAUUCCAAAGACAAAGCAUUGUUCGUCUGGACGCCAUUUUGGGAUCCAUCUUUAUCCAAUUUAGCGGAGAUCAAUUACACACUUUUAAGAAAUACUUUCGAAAACAAUGCGGAUGGCAUCGUGCAAUAUAACAGAAAUAUACGUAACUCAAAAAAUUUGUUUCAUUGGACUAUAAACGAUACGCACAUGGUUAAUAAUUUAGGAGGUGGUAUCGAUGUCAGAUUGCCUUUUGUGUGGCAAUAUUCUGAAAAUUAUACUCAUUCUUUCGUUAUGCACAAUACCUCAUUUUCUAACAAUGAGUUCUUUUCAUUUUCUUUAUCUGGACACUUUUCAAGAGUUAAUAUGACGAAUAAUACUUUUUUCAGAAAUAUUUGUAAGAAAGGUUUGAUGAGUUUAUCCGGAAUGGAAAAAGAAACAUUAAUGGAACAUAAUUUGUUCGAGUUAAAUGCUUGUAAAUAUAUUGUUGAUUUUAAUAUGGAAAGUCACGCCGACAAAUUUGGGACAGUCAAUGCUAAUUUUCAAAGAAAUAUAUUGAGGAAAAAUAAUGUUAAUAAUUCUCCAUCGGUUCGUAAUUACGAACCUUAUAGUUACAGCGUGGCCAUCAGAGGAGUUCAACAGAUUAACAUGACUCGCAACAUAUUAGAUAAUCCAUAUUUAGAGUAUGAAUUUAUAGCGGGUAUACACACCGGUUCAAUAGAAAAUACGAUUAACGUUGCCGAAAACUGGUGGGGAACAGUGAAUCAUACGUUUAUUAAAAACAGAAUUUUUGAUUUUGACGAUUGGAACAAUUUUGCUAUAGCUGACUAUUUUCCAUUUCUAUCAAGCGAAUCCGUCGAUGCAUUCACUUAUCCUCCUCCUGUUUAUACCGAAUUUCCAAACUUGGAUUUACCAUUGGGUGGACGAAUCGACAAGUCAUUAACACUCAGAAAAAGGAACACGCCUUACAUUGUUAAAUCUGAUUUGACCGUUUUGCCUAAUGUGACACUUACUAUCGAAGCAGGAGUGACAAUGGAAUUCUAUCCAAGUAUAGGUAUAUUAGUUUUGGGAAAUUUAAGAGUAUUGGGCAGGAUAAAUGAUCACGUUAUUCUGAAACCUAUAAAAAUAGAAUCUUUACCUCGCUUCAGACGAGUGAGUCCUCGAUUAAGCUCCGACGUCAGACUAUGUAUUGAUGAGGAAUGUAAGGAACGACGAAAGGACGGAUUUCUAGAGAUAUUUAAUAAAACUACUCUUCAAUGGAUUCCGGUCUGCGAUCGUCGUUUUACCGAACGUAAUUCGGAAGUAGUUUGUCGUCAGUUGGGUUAUAGCACGUUCAACGUUCAUCUACGACGAGGUCAUAGAUUCGACGUCGAUUUAACAAGUUUGAGUCGCUUCAAAUAUUGGCCUCAUCCCUUAGAAUGUUCGGGAGACGAACCAAAAUUAACAGAAUGCGAAUUUAGAUUAAAUGGUUAUAGCGAUCAUUCUUACGAUUGUUCCGAUCUAGAAAGUUUUGUAUACAUCUAUUGUGGAGAGGAUAGUUUGAGCGAAAGAUACACACGCUGGGGAGGAUUAAGAUUUUCACUUCCUAAUUUCGAAAGAAGUAAUCCGAAAUUCCAGUUGAAGUCUAGACAAGAAUCUUCUACGGCUAUACUCAAUCACGUAGAGAUACAAGGGGCUGGAAUAUUACAUGGCGAAAACAAUGCCGCUCUUCAAGCAGUAUUACGAGAAAUUCAGAUGGACGAUGUGAGAAUUACGGAAAGUGCAUCUCACGGUGUCGAAAUCAUAGGAUCUUCUGGAAGUAUUUUUUUCAAUAACAUGAUUAUAGAGCAUAAUCUCGGAAUGGGUAUCAAUUUUCUAACUCUGAUCGGAGAAACUUCUCAGAAGUCCGAUUUGAAAUAUAAACCAUUAAAGGCUAUCAGUUUCCCGUAUAAUGUCUUCGGAAUGGUCAGUGUAUGUGAUACGAAUAAAGAAAUGGUCGUGCACGAACGAAUACUUUUAUAUUAUAAAUACGACAAUAAGCCAGUCGAUUGUGUUAAGAUAUUUAGCAGCGCUCAUUAUAUUAAAUCGUUAGGUUUUCGACUUUUGCAAUUUAAUUUAUUUAACGCUACCGAUUACGCCGCUUCGCCAGAUAUGAUCAAAAUCAUCGACGGAGAUAUAUUUAACGAAAGUAUGCCUGUGAUAGCGCAAUUAGGAGUAUGGAAUAAGAGCAUCGAUAUGUCAUCCGAAACGAAAUUUUAUAAAUCGUCCGAAAGUACACUUAGUGUGCACUUGCAUGCAUCCGGAGCCAGUGGCAUUCAUGGUUUUAUUGCCGAGAUCGUUGCUUUGCCUCCUUUCUAUACUGGAAUGGAUCGCGGAGUGAUGCACAACGUAUCCAAUUCUAAAAUAUCUCGAAAUGUUUUGAACGCUAUUUCUUAUAGAAGUGCCGGAGAAAUUGCUCCCAUAAUAACAUUUAAAUAUAACCGCAUAGAAAACAACGGCAAAGAAUUUUUUGGCAAUUUCACAUCGACUAAUAGUUCCGUGCUGUUGGACGUAAGAAACGCGGAUGAGUUUGUUGCACACAACAAUUUAUUUCUGUCAAAUCAAGGAGGAUUGCACAUUUAUGCGGAUUCCGAAGGAAACGUUCCUUCUUUGGAUGGAAUAGUGACCAACAACUUAUUUAUCAGAAAUAAAAACAGAGAAGUGUUGUUAAUUAAAGGUGAAAAUACUUAUCAAGAAGUCAAAAUCUUCCGCAAUUAUUUCACAAGAAAUUUCUCACCGUAUUCGAGUAACAUAAAACUUACGCGAAUAACGUCCGAAUUUUCAUCUAAUGUGCUAUAUAAUAAUACAGGAAUUCACCAAUUGUCAGUUUUCGAUUUCGAGGGGACUUCUUCUAAUCAACGCUGUAUAAAAAAUUAUUUUUUUGAUAAUAAAGCAGUCCAACCGGAUGAAAGAAGCACUAUAGUGGCUGCUAAUCCUUACCAAAUCUUCCACAAUAAUUAUUUAGUUAAUCCCGAUAAUGAUUACGAACUGGCCACCGUAAACCAGUCCAGAUACAUCAAUUCUUUAAAGAAUAAGAACGAAUUCUAUCACGCUUAUAUUGAUGCUUCUUAUAAUUGGUGGGGUUUUGAAAGUUUAACGGCAGUUCAAGGAAGAAUCAAAGAUCACGACGACUUCGAGGAUUUCUUAAAAGUCAAAUUUCAUCCAUAUUUUAAAGAUAAUUCUUCGGUUUUAAGUGGAAAAUGCGCCGGUGGAUGGCAUAAAGUUGGAUCUACAUGUUUCAUGUAUGUUGGGGGAAUAAUGACUUAUAACGAAGCUAAAAAGUUAUGCGAGUCCGAUAACGGUUCGAUUCCCUACGUAAAAAGUAAUCACGAGGAACUGAGUAAUUUUGUUAAGACUCAGCAAAUAUAUUAUAAGCGAAGUAUUAAUCGCUUCUGGGUACAAUCUAUCGACAUACCUCUAAGACGCUGCGCAAUCUUACAAGACGAAACGGUGCGAGAACAUAAUUGCGACGAUUACUUACCCUUUCUCUGCGAAAGAGACCCGCAAAUCAUCAUAACGGCACAGCAAUGGUAUCAAGAACCUCUAGCCAUAGCAGCAUUGACAGUUGCUGCCGUAGCGGCGAUAUUUACAAUCGUGUGCGUGAGUUUCUGGCUGUGUAAAUCUCGCCAACGAUACAGAGAAAAAUUAAGUAGAAGAAAUUCCAUCAGAGCAUCUAUGAGAUCUAAUCGUUCUCUUACGAGUGCCGGUUACGGUAAUAUAUGUUACAACAGGAGGUUAGAACAACCAGCCAAACUAGAUAUCACUUCAGAGAAGAAAAUAAACGGGAGUAUCGAUUCAAUCGAGAAGUCGCCUUCUCGAUUCAGUUGUUCUCUGGAUGAUACGCACAGUUACGAUACUUCGGAAACUCAAAACCAACCCGUUUUCGAUACCAGAUUCAACGACAUACAACUAGAAAACGAAACGGCCAAUACUUUAGUAAGACCCACUUUCGAUUUAACCUACAAGAAUAACGGAUUCGUAGAGCGAUCGGAAGAAUCUAGAGAUUGGAGCACGGGAAGUGAUUCUACUCUGAACAUGAAGAGGACAUUAGAACAGGAUAACCGUGAAAGCAAAGACGAAAUAUAUCAAAGCACUCCGUCCAUGUAUAAUACCACGAGUAGCAGCAGUAAUUACGAUUCUAAAAGACCUCUAGAAACCGCCAUGUGAUAAAACAAAGUGCCUAAAGAUAAUCUUAAACACUGCCUUAUUCAAACUCGUGUUCCUCUUCUCUGUCGAGAAUUUUUCUGUACAUAGAAACGUUACUCCAAUGGGAUAAAUCCAUAAAUGAUGUGUGCUAACUUUUUUUUAUUUAUUGACUUGAUUUGAAAAUAUUCAAUAUUUUCAAAAUGAAAAUACCAGCAAUCACGGAAUUAAAACAGUUAAGUGAAUUCCGUCUUAUGUUAUAUACGAAACAGUUGAUUUUCUUACAUAUAUAAUUGGAAAAAAUGUACAAAAUGAGAAGUCAACAUCAAAUUUGUAAAGGAAAAAUUUUAAACCGUAUUCUUUAUACAUUACUUAAAUUUUAUGUGGAUCUUUUGAUA